GAUGAAUCUCUCCAUCGUCUCUCUGUCAUGCAGCUGAACACCUCCUCCUCUUCCUCCUCUUCUUCUCCUCUUCCCGCCACUCUGAGCUCUGUGGAGGACGGAGGCGGCUUCUCUCUGCUGAACGGAGCCGGUAACGGCUCGGUGUCCGGCGGCGGAGCGCCCUCGGCGGGCAGCGCGGCUCUCAUCUCCUCCAUCUACUCGGUGGUGUGUGUGGUCGGUUUGAGCGGGAACUCCAUGGUCAUCUACGUCAUCUUCCGGUACGCUAAGAUGAAGACGGCGACGAACCUGUACAUCCUGAACCUGGCGGUGGCGGACGAGCUGCUGAUGCUGAGCGUGCCGUUCGUCGUCACCGCCGCGCUGCUGCGCCGGUGGCCGUUUGGCGCCGCGCUGUGCCGCCUCGUGCUCAGUGUGGACGCCAUCAACAUGUUCACGAGCAUCUACUGCCUGACGGUGCUCAGUGUGGACCGGUACAUCGCUGUGGUGCACCCGCUGCGGGCGUCCCGGUACCGGCGACCCACCGUGGCCAAGCUGGUGAACGCGUGCGUGUGGAUGUUCUCUCUGCUGGUCAUCCUUCCCAUCAUCCUCUUCUCCUCCACCGCCCCGAACUCUGAUGGCUCGGUGGCCUGUAACAUGCAGAUGCCGGAGCCGGAGCACCGCUGGAUGGCGGUGUUCGCGGUCUACGCCUUCCUGAUGGGCUUCCUGUUUCCGGUGUUGGCCAUCUGCCUGUGCUACGUGCUGAUCCUGAGCCAGCUGCGGGCGGUGGCGCUGCGGGCCGGCUGGCAGCAGCGCAGGAAGUCGGAGAGGAAGAUCACGGUGAUGGUGACGGUGGUGGUGUCGGUGUUCGUGGUGUGCUGGAUGCCCUUCCACGUGGUGCAGCUGGUGGGCGUCUUCCUGCAGCGUCACGACCCCACCCUCAGCCAGCUGGCCGUCGUCCUGGGUUACGCCAACAGCUGCGCCAACCCGGUGCUCUACGGCUUCCUGUCUGACAACUUCCGCCGAUCUUUCCAGAGGAUCCUGUGUAUGCGCUGGAUGGAGGCCCCCGAGGAGCCCCUGGACUACCUGGACUACUACAGCACGGCCCUGCAGAGCCGCAGAGUCAGUCUGGACCAGAACCACCACGAGGACCAGGAGGAGGACAGGACCUGUCCCCCGAGCAACAGCUCCAGGAUGUAGUCUGAGCC
Epinephelus moara (kelp grouper) is the source of this 1181-nucleotide messenger RNA. RefSeq names its product somatostatin receptor 1a (gene sstr1a). The transcript has a single exon. The record is from RefSeq and is a predicted model, not a curated record. Gene Ontology annotation, molecular function: neuropeptide binding; somatostatin receptor activity. Gene Ontology annotation, cellular component: membrane; neuron projection. Gene Ontology annotation, biological process: cellular response to estradiol stimulus; neuropeptide signaling pathway. Lineage: Eukaryota; Metazoa; Chordata; Actinopteri; Perciformes; Serranidae. The coding region runs from base 28 to 1173 and encodes 381 amino acids.